AAUGAAUUUAGACUAGGUUCUAGAUUCAAUAACAAGAUUGCCAAAAGUACCUUAGGAUAAUUUAAUACUUUCUCUGAUGUAUCAGGAAGCAUAUAAAUCGAAUAACCCUGAUAAAAAGGCUAGACAAGUUCAAUAACUUAUUUAAGCUUCCUUUAAAAAAGUCAGAAAAUAUUAAACCUCAAAAGAACCGAUCAAACCAAUAUUAAAUUAGGCUAGAUUUAAAUCUACAGAUUCCUUGUUGAAAAAUCUCAAAAUUAAUGAUAGUUUAGAGGAAAAGAAGGAGAAAAUCGAUUAUCUAAAUUUCGUUCAACCAAAAAAAAUAUUUUGA
Paramecium octaurelia is the source of this 328-nucleotide messenger RNA. The record is from the annotation of a GenBank genome assembly. NCBI's taxonomy places the organism in Eukaryota, Ciliophora, Oligohymenophorea, Peniculida, Parameciidae.